AUGUUAAAAUCUAUUGGUGAAUAUGGUAGGGGUUUGAAACCUCCAAGUUAUCAUGAGGUGAGAGUUUCUCAUUUGAAAAAAGCUAUUGAUAAAAUUCAAGAAAGUUUAGUGAAGUAUAAGAGGGAAUGGGAGAAAUGGGGUUGUACUUUGAUGUGUGAUGGUUGGACUGAUAGAAAAGGGAGGUCUCUUGCUAAUUUUUUAGUUAAUAGUCCUGGUGGGACUAUUUUCCUAAAGUCGGUGGACACAAGUAGUGUGAUUAAAGAUGCUAAACAAAUGUUUGAAUUACUAGACAAUAUAGUUGAAGAAAUUGGGGAGGAUAAUGUGGUCCAAGUUGUGACAGAUGGUGCCUCAAAUCUCAUGCAAAAGAAUGCUCUUCGAACCAUGUUUGCUUCAGAUGAUUGGGUUUCUAGUUCUUUUGCUAGUAAAAGUGACGGUAAGCAAAUGGCAGACAUGAUUUUUGGGGAUUCUAGAUUUUGGAGUUCCAUCAAAUAUUGCUUAAAGUGUGUGAGUCCACUUGUAAAAGUUUUGAGACUUGUAGAUGGUGACUCUAAACCUGCUAUGCCAUAUAUUUAUGAAGCAACGGAUAGAGCCAAAGAAGAGAUUGCUGAUAAUUUUGAAAAGAAAGAAUUAAGGUUCCAUUAUGAUGAAAAAUUUAAUGCAGAUCAAGAAGUCUAUUUUGGUUUAUAUGAAACUAUUGAGAAAAUGAUUUCGGAUAGGAAGACAAGAUUUUUAGUUGAUCAACAGCUUGAGGCAUUCAAGUCUGCCAAGGGACUUUUUGGAAGGAGCAUGGCAAUAGAUACUAGAAACAAAAAACAAUGGUAUCGUUCUCUGGUCUAUACUCUUUGGUGGAAAAGUUAUGGAGGAGAAGGCAAGGAGUUACAAAAGGUAGCUAUGAGAAUUUUGAGUCUCACAUGUAGUGCUACUGGAUGUGAAAGAAAUUGGAGCACAUUUGAUCAAGUGCAUACUAAACGAAGAAAUCGCUUAGAACAACAAAGGUUAAAUGCACUUGUAUUUGUCAAGUACAACCUUCAACUUGAGAUGAGACAAAAGAUUAGAGAGGAAAAAAGAGAGACAUAUGAUCCAAUUUGUUUAUCAGAUAUUGAAUUUGAUGAUGAGUGGAUCACUGAAAAAGAAAACCCAUGUUUGCUAGUGGAUGGGUCAUGGAUGGACAUACAUGAGAGUUUCACUUUUGAUGAAGGAGCUCCAAGCAAGAAAAGAAAGAGAGGUCCAAGAAAUUUGAAUGCCAAAAUCAGUAGCAAAGGGAAAUCUAUAGUGGAACAAGAGAAUGAGAAUGAAGAUAAUGUUGAAGAUGGGGAAGAGGAGGACGAUGAAGAAGCGACAUUAUUAAUGGAGGAUGAUCAUGAAUUGAGUGACAUUGAUCUUGGAGAUGAUGAAUGA
Messenger RNA from Neltuma alba, 1398 nucleotides. RefSeq lists its product as uncharacterized. The record is from RefSeq and is a predicted model, not a curated record. The coding region runs from base 1 to 1398 and encodes 465 amino acids. The transcript is spliced from 5 exons. Gene Ontology annotation, molecular function: protein dimerization activity. Lineage: Eukaryota; Viridiplantae; Streptophyta; Magnoliopsida; Fabales; Fabaceae.